AUGGCUCUACUUACCAUGAAUUACUUUACUAUAGCUAUAGCAACCGUCAUUGCUCAACUCGGGCUUGUAGCAAGCACCCCGUGGGCUGGAAACACGGGGCAAUGCGUUGUUGAGCCGCAACCCGGCUAUCAUUUCACCGCCUUACAAAUCUGCACCACUGGCAUAACUAAAUAUACGACUGACGACAGUUACAAUAUCUGGACUGGUGGAGACCGCGGUAAGACUUAUUCCAUGAAUGGCUCGCUAUACUUGGCCUUCCUCACGGCAGGCAGCGAUCCCACUUUCGCGGUUCCGCAGCCCUGGGAUUCUGGCUUUUGGAUCAAUACAAUGCAAUACGGAGUACACCCCUUGUCGCCAGGAAAUCGACCGGCCCAGUUUUAUCCUCCUCUACCUGGUUCCGACACCAACACUCCCACACCUUUCGACAUCAACACAUGCACACAGUAUGCAUGUCAAGAUGACCAGCCCUGCGCGUUCUGGGGUAAUGCCGGUUCACCUUGGGUUCCGUUUGACGAUGCAAACUCUGAGGGUGCUUUCACGUGGUGGAACGAUACUUACCAUAAUAAUUACGGGCCCGGCAGUGGCUACACCGUCCUCGACUACGUGAGCCAGGAGCAAACCUUAAACGAGCGUGGCACCGCCAACACACGGUUCGACUGCAAGCGAGCCACUCAACCUCCCUGUACUGAUGUCGCCGGCAUCGUCGUUAACUACCUCUACGACUGCGUGGCAACGUCCCCUACUACCCUACCCGCACCCGGAGGUAAACAAUACAAUUCCGGCCUCAACAAUUAUGGAUGGGGCGACGAUUGUGGACACAACAACAAUGGCGCUAUUGGGAUACUCCUGGAAGCCGUCAAACUGUACUACAAGGAGUCUGACAUCAGGGCCCUGACCACUCAACCUAUAUACUGCAAUGAUUAUAAUAACAGCCCCGAUAUCUGUGUCUUCUACCGAGGUGUCGCUACCGGCAACGGAUCUACAACAUAUAAUUUGCUGAACCAAAUGCACAGUUUUCUGGUUGGCGACUCUUGUGGGAGCAUAGGUGUCGAAUAUCCAGAGUAUAAUGUCGAAGCGUAUGGCUUUCUGACCGUCGGCCAAAUGGGCCAGGACUGUAUCUCACCGACUAACAUUACCGUUACCAAGGAUGGAGUCACCGGGACCGCUUACGCUUGCAAGGGUUUUCCAUAUUCUUGA
This is a messenger RNA of Letharia lupina, 1197 nucleotides long. RefSeq lists its product as uncharacterized. The coding region runs from base 1 to 1197 and encodes 398 amino acids. The record is from RefSeq and is a predicted model, not a curated record. The transcript has 3 exons. NCBI's taxonomy places the organism in Eukaryota, Fungi, Ascomycota, Lecanoromycetes, Lecanorales, Parmeliaceae.